AUGAAAGGGGGUGAGAGCGGGUUUCAUGGCAAGAACUCCAGCAAGAUCGUCUCGCCUAGCAACAGCACCGCAACCCAACCGGCGCCCUCCGCCUCUUGCACCAAAAAUGUCCGGGUCGAAUGGAACAACAUGGCCGAGGCCGACAAGCUCUGGUAUGUCCAGUCGGCCAGGUGUUUGAUGGACGCGCCACCACUUGGCGUGUGGGCCGAGGCAAGGAGCAUCUGGGACGAGAUGGCAUGGGUCCACGACUACGUGACCCCGGGAGUCCAUCGCGUCGACGUCUUUCUGCCCUGGCAUCGGUACUUCAUACACCUGUACAAAACCCUUCUGGCCGGACACUGCGCCUACACGGGCCCCAUCCCGUGGUUGCGGGAGUCCAACUACGCAGGCAACUUUGCCGGGUCGGGUGCCUUCCAGCCUAAGUAUUUUGGCUCGCUGCCGCCGCUCUCUGACAAGGGCGAAGGCACAUGCAUUACCGACGGUCCAUUCGCCAACACCACAGUUCCCGUCGGUCCCAAUGCCCCGUCGUGUCUCUCUCGCGGCGAGAAUAAAGAAAUCACGGCCAACGCCACGAUGGCGGCGGUGGAGCUCUGUCAUGGCGAUGCAAACACCAGGUACACACAGCACCGACGCUGCGUCGAACGGACGAUCCACGCCACCGGGCAUGUGGGAAUUGGCCCUACCAUGUCGCUCUUCUCCACGUCCCCUGGGGAUCCCGCGUUCUUUUUGCACCACGGCUUCGUGGAUUGGCAGUGGAAGCGCUGGCAGGAUGCUGAUGGCGCUCGCUCGACUUCGGUUUCCGGUUGCGUAGAGUACCCCGAGGAGGACUCUGAUGACGCCCCAUGCGUCCCUAUGACUCGAGACACGGUGUUGACGUCGAUGGGGUUGGUACCCGACUUGACGGUGGGCGACGUAAUCGACACGGAGAAUGACAUCUUGUGUUACACAUACGAUGAGUUCUGA
Messenger RNA from Chaetomium fimeti, 963 nucleotides. Its product is annotated as tyrosinase-like protein. The record is from RefSeq and is a predicted model, not a curated record. The transcript has 3 exons. Gene Ontology annotation, molecular function: oxidoreductase activity. NCBI's taxonomy places the organism in Eukaryota, Fungi, Ascomycota, Sordariomycetes, Sordariales, Chaetomiaceae. Bases 1 to 963 code for a protein of 320 amino acids.